CCUUCACGCGGAUUCGUCGGGAGAUUCAAACUUGAGACCUUUAAACGGAGUGUGGAUGUUUACCAGUGAGACGGACUCGUUUUUGAGGUGUUUUUGGCGUUGUGUUCACCUGAUUAUGAGUAGCGAGGAGGGCGAGUCACGGGACUAAGGAGCAGCAGCAGUGGUGUUGACAGCCAUGAUGCCACAGCGCAGUGCCAUGAUGGGGGUGAGGAGAGAUGGGGGACAUGGCAUAGCUUACUUUGAGAUCAGUCCUGGGCAAAAGCAGCGGCAGCAGGCAGCAGCAGCAGAGGCAGCAGCAGCAGCAGCAGAGGUGCCUGUGCUGCGGCUUAUCCACUUCACACAUCCACCCAAGCUGUGCUUUGAAGGUGUGAAGCUUGGAACUACCUGCCUCAGACACCUCCGAGUGCUCAACCCCAAGGACCAGACACAGCGAUGGAACUGGUGUUGGGUCCCAGGACAAAGUGUGGAGUUAGAGAUGUGGUGGACCCCAACACAGGAGGGUGGUGCCAGGGAGGUGGUGGCUGGAAAGACUGACAUAGGGGUGCGCUCCCAGACAGUGCUUAUUGGCUCCUGUGUUGAUCCUCGGCCCAAGAAGCAUCGCACCCAAAGCCUGUCAAGAUUAAUAUGCCACGCCCCAGCAGCAGAGGUGGCAGCUAUUCAGGGCAACACAGGCCGCAGCAAUACAGAGAAUAGACCCCCAAAAGCCAAGACAUUGCCUUCUGCUGCUGACAAGGUUGCCCCCAGAUCCAGGAAGCCAUUGGGUCAGGUGCUUCAAUCCACCUCCAGCCAGGAAUCCCUCAGUCCACCACAUUGGCAGACCUUUAGCACACCUCAAGGGAAGAUAUUGCCUCCUCAGCCCCUCUCCAUUUCUUCCAUUGCAUCAGAAGACAUGUCAACCUCCACCUCCAGUAGCAGAAGCAAAUGCAGUUCCCAAGCUAAGAAGGAAGCCCAACAGCCAUGUAGUAUAGAGAAACAGCUUAUAGAGGUGGUGGAGGAACAGCAUGUGGAGGUGGUGGAGGAGCAGCAUGUGGAAUACUGGGAAGUGACAGGUGCACCUCCUAAUCAAGAGGUGUCACCCACCCUGCUGCGCCGCCAAACCUUCACACAAAGCACAGCCUGUAGAGAAACUUUCAAGGGGGUGAGGGGUGGCUGCCUGCCGCCUUGUGAAGUGGAGGCAUCACCAGCACGCCGCCAGACCUUUGUCACUGCCCCCUCAAAGGAGACUUUCCAGGAAGUGAAGGAAGAUGCUCUGCCCACCUGCCCCUCCCCUGACACUCCUUUGCGCCGCCAAACCUACCUGGCCCAUCCUCCAGAGACCUUCAACCCUGUAGUUGGGGGACGCCUCCCUGCCUGUGAGGUGCAGGAGUCACCCCUCCGCCGUCAGACUUUUAUCAAGAAUCAUUCACCCCCAUGUGUAUCCCAGUCUCAACACACCCCUCACCUCGUCCUGCCUCUGUUGUCGUGCAGCCGUUCUACCCCCUCAGAGUGCAGUGCUUCCCACACGCUUAGCCAGCUGUUGAAGGGUUGUGUCUCUAGAAAACACCCCAGCCACCCCAGCACCCCAGCCCCGCCACAACCCAGAAGCCAUGAUUGCUUACUAUCGCAAUCUGUUAGAGCGCCUCAACAACACUCCCUCCACACCCCUCUCAGAGGUGUCCAGUGCCUGCAUUCAUUGACAGUCUGGAGGCUACCCUAUCUCCACACUCACCCUGCCUCUCCAUCUCCCCGCCGGCUGAGCUCUGGUACCAUCACUAAGGAAACAUCGACCCUCCACCCAGCUGAUCUCAUCACAGUGGACUCCCAGCCUUCCCACAUCACACCCACCAGAGAGUCCACUCACCCACACCUCACCUCGCCAGACUCACCCUACCAAAGUGAGGCCCUCAGUGAACUGCUGCUGUACAAGGGUUCAACCUCUCCUUCCUGCAGCACCAUUGGGGGUGAAAUAUUCUCCCCUAACAGAGGGGGAUCUCACUUUGGAAAGCUUUGCCUUCUCUCCCAGUCAUCACCCACCACUGUCAUGCCUCUUGAGGAAUCACACUAUUACAACAAGGAGACCCAUUCCUCAGUCUCAGUAGAGAAGCCCUCAUUCUCCUACUUUCAUAAUUACUUCAGACAACUCCCAUUCCCCCAUUCCCAAGGAGAAACAUUCCCCACUGAGAUACCUGUCUGGCCAAGGAUGAAGCAACAAAGUCAGGGCUCAUGUUUCAUCAAGAUUUCUCCAGGAGGCUGCAAGCGUCCACCAGAGAGCCAGACCAAAGACCCAUGGCCCAAAAGAAGCCGCAUUGUCCCUGCCCCAGCUGCUGCUUCUGCCCCUGUGGCACCUCAGAAACGUGCCAGUGUGAGGAGACCUGUUGUGCUCAUCUCACGGAAACACAGCCCCAAGAGAUCCACUGCCACUGUUGGUACUGGAUCUGUCGCUGUGGGAAGAAAACCAAGGGUCACCCAGCGUGCAGGAACUACAGAAAGAAAGAAGAGCAAUGCUGUACCAUCACUGAAAGAAGCAUCCUCCCAACCAAGCCUCCACAUCCCUCCUGCUGCUCCUACAUCCUCUGCAGCCUCAUCCCCAUCCUCUCAACACACUGACUCCAAUAUAUCUUCAUCUUCUGAAGCUACACACUCCACCUCAACACUCAGUAUUACCACAUCUAAAACAAUGUCCAAAUCCUUAUCCACUUCUUCCAUCAACACCUCUUCCUCCUCCUCUGUAAGCAACACAUCAACUAAGCCCAAAGCAGGGAGGAAGAGCUGUGCCCCUGUCCCUCGCCUCGUCCCCCGCCAUAUCCCACCCCGCCGCCUGACUCUCAUCAAGGCCGCCAAAACCAACAUUGUGCACCACCCCAAUCCUUUUGCUGCCAAGAACAUGUACUAUGAUGACCGCUGGGUGGAGAAGCAAAUUGCUGGCUUCACCAAGUGGCUCAACUUCAUUCUAACUCACCCUGAGGAUGAGGACGUGGCUUCCAGUGUAAAGAAAGUGGACCUGGGCAAGCUGUGGUCAGAGGCAGUGAAGGGUAAGGGCAUCCGUGCAGCACCCACCAAGGAGGCCUUGUCCCUGCGUGCCUACUCUGCCCGCUGCCGUCUGAACACUCUGCGUAGGAAGGCAUGUCGCUUCUACCAGCGUCCCGAGUUUGUGACUGUGGUGGCCAAGCUGGAGACUGCCAUUGACCGGGGAUAUGUCUCCAUACGCAAAGACCGGUUGACACAUGCUGACCUUGGCUUGAAGCAGCAGAUGCUGCAGCUGCUGCUGUGCUACAACCCACUGUGGCUACGUGUGGCUAUGGAAACAGUGUAUGGAGAGCUGCUGCACCUCACAAGCAACAGUGACAUAACUGGCAUCACCCAUUACCUCAUCAACAGACUCCUGAAUAACCCAGACAUUGCCGCUGCUCAUGCCCACCCCACUGUGCCCCACUGCUACCGGCCUGGCUAUGAGGCUGCCAUCAAGACUUUCCAGCUCAAGAAGUUUCUGUUGCUGAUCCUCUUCCUUGAACGCGCUAAAGAGGCACGGCUCAUUGACCAUGACCCGUGCCUCUUCAGGAAGGAUGCCCAAUACAGACUAGCCGGGGACAUUCUGGUGGCGUUUGCGAUGCACUUCCUCCAGGGGAUUGGGGACAUCACCAAACAUCUGGCACAUCUCGGCUACACAGUCUCCCACCGCCAGGCCUUCCUUGAUGAGUUUGACUUUGCUGUCACCAAUCUGCCCACUGACCUGCGUUGUGGUGUGCGACUGGCCCGUGUGGUUGAGGUGCUGACACAAGACUACACCCUGAGCCGGCAGCUGCGUGUGCCUGCUGUGAGUCGCCUUCAGAAGGUGCACCAACACAGAGGUGGUCCUUGCUGCCCUGGGGAAGGGCUGGCUGCCUGGUGGCCAACAACAUCCCCCAAGGACAUUGUGGAUGGCCACCGUGAGGUCACUCUGGCACUCCUUUGGGGCAUUAUUUUCAAGUUCCAGAUGAGUGUGAUGGUGAAUGAAAAGCGCUUGCGUGAAGAGAUCAAGCACCUGCGCCGCUCCCUGGAGGUGCGGGCACAGCUGGAUGAAGCAGCACAGCGUGGGCAAGAGGCAGCUGGGGGGCAGCUGCUGAGUUGGGCCGUCUGGGUGAGGGCGGCACAAGAGGAGAGUGUGCUGGCCCACCUGAGGCUGUGGGCCACCUUCACCUGUGCUCAUUAUGGCCUAGAGAUCUACUUACAUGAUUUCUUUCUGCCAUGUCUCAGGGUGGACAACUUGACUGUCUCCUUCUGUGAUGGACGAGCUCUGUGCUUGCUACUGCAUCAUUACUACCCCGAUCUGCUGCCCCCAUCCCUGCACAGGAGGUGGAUCCUGAUGUGUCAGCAGAUGACAGUUUUCUAUGAGAUGACAUACAGUGACACCAGCAACAGGCAGGUCUAUGCUGAGCGCCUGGUCAACGACAAGGCUAACUUCACCCUGUUCAUGGAUAAGGUGUCACAGCUGGACAGAGUGCCGCUGCUGAUGCGUUCAGCAGACACCGUCAAUACCAUUCCAGAUGAGCGGGUCACUGCUACCUUCCUGGCCCACCUGUGUGCCCGUCUGCUGGACCUCAGCGUGGAGAUCAAGGCUGCCAGGGUGUUGCAGGUGGCUUGGCGGAGGCGAAUGGCUCAGCGCCGCCUGGAGGAGCUGAGGGCACAGAAUGCAGCGGCUGUGGUGGUACAGAGGUGGUGGAGGCAGCUGCUGCAUGAGCGACGACUGGCAGUAUACAACCAGGCUGCUGUGGUGCUGCAGACCCACUGGCGGCGGCGCUGUGCCUCCCGCCUGCUGGACCAGUUGAGGAGGCAGCGUGUGGAGGAGCAGCAGCACCAAGCAGCAGUAACUCUGCAGAGGAUGUGGCGUUCACGCAUGCAGCGCCACACCUUCCUCCAAAUCCGUCAUGCCGUGCUCACGCUCCAGGCCUACAUCCGAGGUUGGAAGUGUCGGCGAAGACUGGCAAUAAUGGUGGAAGCUGCUGUGAUCGUGCAGAGGCGGUGGCGUGCCAGGCAGAUGGGCCGGGCAGUGAUGGCACAGUACCGUGAGUCACAGCAAGCAGUAAUUUUAGUCCAGCGCUGCAUCAAGACAUGGCUAACACGGCGACGCUUCCUGCAGCAACGUAAAGCUGUUGUGGUCCUCCAGGCAGCCUUCAGAGCACACCAGCAGCAAAAGGAAUACUUGAGGUUGAAAAAGGCUGCUCUUCUGCUUCAGAGAUGCUGGAGGGAGAAGUUGCAGCAGCAGCAGAUCUUGGCCAUGAAGGUGGAAGCUGCCAUCACCAUCCAGAGGUAUUACCGUGGUUGGGUAGAGAGGGAGCACUACCUGACUGUCCUGCACAGUGUUAGGGUCAUCCAGGCCCAUGUGAGGGCUUGGAAGGAGGGUCACAAGGCUAGGGAGCAUUUCUUGGCCACACGACAUGCAGCUGUCACCGUGCAACGAUUGUACAGAGCCAGGCAACAGCGCUUGUACCACCAGGAACGGAACAGGGCAGCAACUGUACUCCAGGCACAGGUGCGGGCGUGGCUGGGGCGCCGUGCCUUCCUCCGCCAAAGAGUGGCAGCUGUUACUCUGCAGCACCACUACAGGGGCCAUAGACUCACUGUGCAGGCCAUGAGACACUUCCAGGUCAUCAGGAGAGCCACCACUCAUCUACAGGCUGGAGUGAGGGGACACCUAUCCAGAAAACAACUGAAAAGACAGCACACUGCAGCCACUGUCAUCCAGGCUCACUGGCGAGGGUGGACAGCUAGGCAAACCUUCUUAACUGAAAAGAAUGCAGCUAUGAUUAUCCAGCAGCAUCUCAGGGCCACCCUCAGAGGCAAGGAAGAGCGGAAAGCAUUCCUGGAAGCUCGUAGGAAGGUGGUGGUGCUGCAGGCAGCCACCCGUGGGUACCUGGUGCGGCGGCGGGUGACAAGAAUGCAUGAAUCUGCUGUGGUGAUCCAGAGUGCCUGGUGGCUCUACUGCCAGAAGAAGGCAUAUGAACAGAGACAGCUAUGGGCUGUAGUCACAAUACAAAGGGCUUUUAGGGGCAUGUGCCACACCAAAGAAGUGAUGCAACAGUACCAGACCACCAGGAGAGCUGUAGUGAGAGUCCAGGCUUGGACCAGAGGCUAUCUUGUACGCAGAGAGAUGAAGAGACAGAAUAGAGCAGCUUUCACCAUACAGCAGGCCUUUAGGGGGAUGUGUAAAACAAAGGAGAUGGUGCAGGAGUACCAGACCACCAGGAGAGCUGUCAUUACCUUGCAAGCUUUUACUCGAGGCCAUCUUACUCGCAGAGAAAUUAAGAAGCAGCACAAAGCAGCUGUCACCAUCCAGCAAGCUUUCAGGGGAAUGUGUAAGACCAGAAAAAUUAUGCAACAAUAUCAUGUCACUAUGAGUGCUGUCAUUACCCUGCAAGCAUAUACUCGAGGCUUCCUUACUCGCAUGGAAAUAAAGAGUCAGCACAAAGCAGCCACCACUAUCCAGCAAGCUUAUAGGGGAAUGUGCAAGACCAGGGAAGUUAUGCAACAAUAUCAUGCCACUAAGAAGGCUGUAAUCACCCUCCAGGCUUACACACGGGGGUAUCAGAUACGCAGGAGCAUUAAAAACAAACAUAAGGCUGCGCUCACUAUCCAGCAAGCCUUCAGGGGGAUGUGCAAGACCAGGGAGAUGAUGAGAGAAUACCAGGCCACCAGAAGGGCUAUCAUUACCCUGCAAUCACAUACUCGAGGAUAUCUGACUCGCAGGAAUGUACAGAAACAAAGGAAUGCAGCCAUCAUCAUACAGAGAGCCUUUAGGGGGAUGUGCAAAAGUAGAGAUGCUGUGCAGGAAUACCAAUCUAUCAAGAGGGCUGUCAUUGUCUUGCAAGCAUAUACACGGGGUUAUCUAAUUCGCAGGAGUGUGAAGGAACAAAGGAAUGCAGCCAGCACCAUACAGAGAGCCUUUAGGGGCAUGUGCAAGACCAGAGAAGUAAUGCAGCAAUACCAUGCUACCAGAAAUGCUGUCAUUCUCCUUCAGGCACAUACACGAGGUUAUCUGAUGCGCAGGAAUGUAAAGGAACAAAGAGAUGCAGCUAUCACCAUACAGAGAGCCUUUAGGGGCAUGUGCAUGACCAGAGAGGCAAUGCAGCAAUACCAGUCCACCAGGGAAGCUGUCAUUACCUUGCAGGCUUAUACUCGAGGCUUCCUUAUUCGUAGGGAGAUCAAGAGGCAGAACACAGCAGCUCUCACCAUCCAGCAGGCUUUCAUGGGGAUGUGUGAGACAAGGAAGGCUGUGAGGAAAUAUCAGAUCACUAGAAAGGCCAUCAUAACUCUACAAGCACAUACCCGGGGUCAUCUAACUCGCUGCUAUGUACAGAAACAAAGAGAUGCAGCUCUCACCAUACAGCAAGCCUAUAGGGGGAUGUGCAAGACCAGAAAAGCAGUGCAAGAAUACCAGGCCACCAGAAAGGCUGUCAUUACCAUGCAAGCCAGCACUCGAGGCUUUCUCACUCGCAAGGAAAUCAAGAGGCAGAAUAAAGCAGCUCUCACCAUCCAACAAACCUUCAGGGGGAUGCAUAAGACUAGGGAGGCUGUGAGGCAAUACAAGAUUACCAGGAGAGCCAUAAUGACACUACAGACACACGUCCGAGGAUACUUGACUCGCAGGAAUGUACAGAAGCAAAGAAAUGCUGCCAUUACCAUACAGAGAGCUUUUAGAGGAAUGUGCAAAACUAGAGAGGCUGUACAGCAAUACCAAAACACCAGGAGGGCUGUGGUGACACUGCAAGCACAAACAAGGUGCUGGCUGGGAAGGCAACAGUUCUUGAGGCAGAAGCAUAGUGCCAUUACUCUGCAAAGGCACAUAAGAUCCUACCAAGCAGGCAGGAGAGCCAGGAGUCAGUACCAACUUGACCACAAGCGAAUCAUUCAAGCCCAAGCUGUUGUGCGAGGGUUCUUGGCCAGGCGAGAGUUGGAGAGACAGCAGCGGGCAGCUACUGUAAUACAAACAUGUUUGCGUACCUACAUAGCCCACAAGCGCUUCCUGUGUUUGCGUUUGGCGGCUAUGCGUUUGCAACGGCUCUACAGGACUCGCAAGCUGACUCGCAUCACCCGAGAGAUCUUCCUUAUCAAGCGCUCAGCUGCCAUCACCCUCCAGGCUGCCACUCGGGGCUUCCUGGUCAGGCAGGACAUCAGGCACAAACAUUUGGCUGCUGUGAAGAUUCAGGCUGCUGUGCGCUGCUGGAUGGCACAGAGAAAGUACACCAUACUGUGCUACAGUACCAGGGUUCUACAAAUCCAUUGGAGGGCCACAUUGAUCAUGUGGCACCAGCGUGAACAGUACCACACCCUCCGAGGGGCUGUCAUUCGCAUGCAGGCCAUCUGGAGAGGCAACAUUGUAAGGAGAAGGAUCCAGACAUGGCAUAGAGCAGCCACACUCAUUCAGGCACACGUCCGUGGCCUCUUGCACCGUCAGCAACUGAACAAGGCUAGGGCCAGUGCUGUGGUGGUGCAACAGUGGUGGAGGGGCAUCCUGUUUGCCAGAGAGUGCCGUCUUAAAUUCUUGUUCCAGAGAGAUUCAGCAGUCAUCUUGCAGGCCAGUGUGAGGGGAUUCCUGGUGCGCCUGAGACUCAAAAAGUCACACCAGGCAGCAGCUGUGAUCCAGGCCUUCUGUCGUGGCACAGCUCAACGAAGGAAAUUCUUGCAGCAGAGGGAGGGAGCCAUCACACUACAGCGGCACUGGAGGGAGAGGGCACAGCACAGGAGGGAAAUGGCAGCUGCCUUGGAGAUACAAAAGUGGUGGAGGGCUCAGACAGAGGCCAGGAGGCAACGAGAGUUAUACCUACUACAGAGAAAUCGUGUGGUAAGCCUCCAAGCCUGUGCCAGGGGAAUGCUUGUCAGGAGGCAGUUGGCCAGACAACACUUAGCAGCAAUACUGAUUCAAGCACACAUCCGGAGGCACCUCACUCAGAAGCACUACCAUCAGCUAAGGGAAGGAGCUAUUACAAUUCAACGUUAUUGGAGAGCCAGUAGAGCCUGCAAGAAGCAGCAUGAAGACUUCCAGACUGUCAAGAAAGCCACCAUCACCCUGCAGGCCCAUGUGAGGUGCUGGCUGGUACAACAGAGGCUCAAAAAGACUACCAGGGCCACAGUAACCAUACAGAGGUGGUGGAAAGCAACUGUUCUGGCUAGGCAAGAGCAAGCCAGUUAUUCAUUGUUAAAGUCAGCCACUAUUACUCUGCAGGCCUAUACCAGAUGCUGGCUGGUACGUCAGAAAUACAUCAGAACCCUAAGAGCUACACUAAAUGUACAGAGAUGGUGGAGAGGAGUCAUUGCCACAAGACAGACAAGAGAGAGGUAUGUUACUGUAAGGACAGCCACCAUCACCUUGCAGACCCAUAUUAGGUGCUGGCUGGUUCAGAGGAGAUACAGAAAAUUGUACACAGCUGCCACAGCCAUACAAAGGUGGUGGAGGGUAGUGAAGGCUUCCCGGGAGGCAAGGAGGGAGUACCAGAGAAAGAUCAAUGCAGUAUUGGUGAUUCAGAGGCGGUGGCGUGGUGCCUGUCUGGCCCUGCACGCCCAGGAGCACUACAUUUACCUGCGACGUGCCACCAUCAUCCUGCAGGCUGCCUGGAGAGGCCGACAGGCGAGGCGGCAUGUCCAAUGCAUCAAGGCAGCAUGCACCAUCCAGGCAUAUGUGCGUGGGUGGCAGGUGCGGCGCCAGGUCCAGCAGCAGCAGCGGCAACUCCAGCUAGACAAGGUGGCAAGGGUGGCCAAGGCACACCUGGCAGCCACCAGGAUACAGCGAUGGUACCGGUGCUGCAAGGUGCUGGCAAGAGCAAGGGAAGAGCUUUGGGCUGUGAGGAGGCUGCAGGGAUGGGUGAGGACAUGGAGGCUGCGAGUGACAUUCCUAAAGCAGCGACAGGCAGCCCUUGUCCUGCAGCGGGCAUGGAGGCAGCGGCAGCAGGCACAGAAUGAGGCUCGUCGUCUUCAUGCGGCAGUGGUGCUCCAGGCAGCGUGGCGUGGACGAGUGGUGCGGCAGCAGACCAAGACCAAGAAGCUGCGUGAGCUACGGCAGCGGCUGGAGAAGGCCACGCAGGAGGCUACAGAGGAGAAACAGAUUGGCCACCGUACCAGCAAGGCUAUUGCCUACCUCCUCCAGGGUCGAGACCUGCGACGCAUCCUGGCCGCUGUUAUUAGUCUGGACACCAGCACUCGUUGGUCCUCUCUGUGCUGUGAGCAACUAGCAUCCAACGCAGCACCAAGAGUUCUGAUGCAGCUGCUACUUAACUGCAACCGGUCCAUCCCCAACUUGCAGAUCAUUAGCUAUAUCCUCAGCAUCCUGAUCAACCUGGCUAAGUAUCCACCCACUGCAUCCUGUGUCCACCAGCUCGGGGGCCUGAUGAAGAGUGUGCUGUGGCUGCUGUCCAUAUCUCCAGACAAGCACCAAACCAUCUUCACCAAAGGCUGUACCCUACUCUAUGUGCUGGCCACUGCCCCCGUGCCCCUCCAGGCUGUGAGGAGUCCCAAGGUGGUGGAAGAGCUGAAGGGUUUGCACAGGCUCAUGGUGCGCCGCCAGACAGUUGCUGCCAAGAACAAGAGACUCCCCAAGCAGCCCAGGGUCCUCUCAGCUACUCAGUGCCCAGCCAUCGUACCUGACUGGGCUCUGCUGCCUGGCCAACCCAGGGAAUUUGGGGAGCCUCUCUUGGCCAUCACUACACUCCUGGCCACCCUGGAACAUGAAUGGGAGGAACAGGAGAUGGCCAGGACAUGAGCAACUGGUGGCAAAGGAGUUUAUAAGAUGAUGUGAGAAUUGAUAAAAUAUACCAAGUUAAAUAGAUAGGUCUGAGGGAGAUAGUAAUCAGCCAGACUUGAGUAAAGAAGAUUGUAGAUCAGCCAGGAUGAGAGUUAAAUGGAUCAUUAGUAGUGUAUGUAUGUAUACUUCCCAUUUACUUUCCACUCCUCUCUCCCAUGUUCAUAAUUUAACUAUGUAUGUACUUCCCUCCUCUGUGACUCUUCCUCCCAUAACCUUCACUUUAUUGUAUGGGUAAUGACUCUCCAUAUUUUCUCCCAUUAACUUUUUUUCGUUUAAAUUAUUUCUCUUCUUUUUUUCUUUUAUUUUUGGAGGUGAGAAAUAUAUUAGUGUUUUUUAUAUUCUUAUGUUGCUUGUUUUAAAAGGUAAAUGUGCUUUUAAUUGUUUCUGCUUCACGUUAUGUUAUUUUAAGCUUAUUUUUAGUGUUAUUACUACAAUAGCUUUAUAACAUUCCAUAAAAAUUACAUUUAUGUAUAUUAUUCAUUUUAAACUGUCAUUAUUAAAGAUUCUCUCUCUCUCUCUCUCUCUCUCUCACUCUCAUAAACACAUUUAUGACCUCUAUUUAUUUUUAUUUAUUUUAUUUUAUUUUUGAGCACCACAAAGACUUAUAAUUAUUUUUAAGUAUUAAUGUUUAAGCCGUUUUUUCCUUGAUUUUUAAGU
Molecule: messenger RNA, 11407 nt
Organism: Scylla paramamosain (green mud crab)
Lineage: Eukaryota; Metazoa; Arthropoda; Malacostraca; Decapoda; Portunidae
Product: abnormal spindle-like microcephaly-associated protein homolog
Biological process (GO): mitotic cell cycle; establishment of meiotic spindle localization; spindle organization
Cellular component (GO): spindle pole
Molecular function (GO): calmodulin binding
Source: RefSeq, a predicted model, not a curated record